Messenger RNA from Zootermopsis nevadensis, 4086 nucleotides. RefSeq names its product major facilitator superfamily transporter 3 (gene MFS3). Gene Ontology annotation, molecular function: transmembrane transporter activity. NCBI's taxonomy places the organism in Eukaryota, Metazoa, Arthropoda, Insecta, Blattodea, Termopsidae. Gene Ontology annotation, cellular component: membrane. The record is from RefSeq and is a predicted model, not a curated record. Gene Ontology annotation, biological process: transmembrane transport; monoatomic anion transport.
UAUUAAUAACAUGCUAAAAAGAUAUUGUAUGAAUACGUUCUUCAGAGGUAGAGCAGUGUACUGGAACAUAGUCAUGAGUGACUGAUGUAUAUGUCUUUGGUUCCUAUAGUAAAUGGGUUGUCGUAAUCAGAAUUGGCAUUAGGGCCAGAAUUAGUAGCGAUACAUGUAUUCUUCCCGAAAUAUAGCAAACAUAAAAGUUUCUUUAGAAUUUAUUUGUAAAUUGGCCAGUUCAGUCCGUAUUUUAUUGUAGUGUGUGCGAAUGCACCUUUAAAUUCAGUAUUUAUGUACGAUGUCGUUCGUUGUGAACUCAAGAGUUGACGUAAUAACUGUAAGAUGUGCUGAUUUCAUUCGGAAUUAAAGACGUCCUUAUUAUAUUUUGUUGCAUGUUGUGACAUCUGAAGUGACAGGAUCCUGGGCUACGUUUUGGGUAUAUUGGCGUUUCAGACGCGUGCGCGGUGUUACAGUUGGGGGUGGGAGGACAGAAUAGGGCGAAAUAGUAUUUGGUUGGUCUCGUUCUUAGAACACCGUGUGAUAUCAGAAGUGUCUUCUCGCUGAGUUGCUUCUUGUGACUGAAAGUACGAAGUAUGGAUGGGAAACCUCUGACUCCCGAGAAAGGAACAUCAGUGCAUCGCACACGAUGCUUCUUCCAUUAUGUGAAGAUCCGCUAUGUAUUUGCCGUACUCGGUUUCAUACUUAUGGCUAUCGUGUAUGGGCUGAAGGUAAACCUGAGUGUAGCCAUUGUUGGCAUGAGGAACCAUACUGCAGAGAAAUCUGGCCCAAUAAAUAUAACACAAUCUGAUUGCCCUAGUGAUGUGCAAGAUGACACAGCUAGUAAGGAUGGUCCUUUUGAGUGGGGUGAAGAAGUAAACGGUGUCAUCUUAAGCUCUUACUUCUUUGGUUACUUGGUGAGCCAGGUACCUGGUGGGCGUGCAGCAGAAGUAUUCAGUGCAAAAUGGAUCCUGUUUGCUUCAGUAGCUCUCAACAUCAUUCCCACACUUCUCACUCCUCCAGCUGUAAUGAUACAUUGGUCGGUUCUGGUUGCAAUGAGAAUAAUUGAAGGAGUUGGUGGUGGAUUUUCAUUUCCAGCAUUGCAUGUAAUGAUUUCCAGAUGGGCACCAGUUGAAGAACGCAGUCUGAUAUCUUCAAUAAUUUAUGCAGGCACUGCCAUUGGUACUGUGCUUUCCCUUCUCUUCACUGGACUUAUAGUGGAUUAUAUUAACUGGGAAGCGGCAUUCUACAUCAUGGGAGGUUUGUCCAGCAUCUGGUGUUUGCUGUGGUGGCUGCUAAUGACAGACAGCCCACGAACAAACCCAUAUAUCUCAGAUGAAGAACGAGAUUAUAUCACCAGUUCUCUUGGUGAAGAUAAGGAAGAAGUAACACCAAAGAAACUAUCAGUGCCAUGGAAACAUGUGUGGACUUCAUCUCCUUUCUAUGCCAUCCUGUUUUCUCACAUGUUCAGCAAUUUUGGAUGGUACAUGCUUCUAAUAGAGACACCUAUUUACUAUGAUCAAGUCCUCAGACUCUCCAUGAACCAGAUUACCAUCUAUUCUUCAUUACCAUUUUUUACAUUGUGGCUGUUCUCACUGGCACUAAGUGCAUGUCAGAGUAAACUGAUUAGAAAGAAGAUAUUAACUGUUACAGCAGCCAGGAAAAUUGCUACAUUUUUGGCAUCUGCAUUACCAGCUCUAUGCCUUGUGGCUGUAAACUUUUUACAUUGUGAGAUGGGCUUAAUUUUUGCAUUCAUGGCUGUGGGCACAACCUUAAUGGGUGGCAUGUUUUCUGGAUUUCUUAGCAAUCACAUUGACAUUGCUCCUCGAUUUGCAGGAACUCUGAUGGGAAUCACAAAUACUGUCGCCACUAUACCAGGAAUUGUUGUACCAAUCAUUGUUGGACAGCUCACCAAAACAAAUCACACAAGAGAGCAGUGGGGUAUCAUCCUUAACUCUGCAGCAGCAUUCCUGAUUGUAGAAUCAGUGGUAUACACAGUGUUUGGUAGUGGGCAAGAGCAACCCUGGAACAAUCCGAAUGUUGCCAUUAUUUCUAAAGAUGUGGAACAAAAGGAGGCAACUGAAGAUGAGGAUGAGGACACAAAAAUGUAAUGAUGCCUGUUGUUGACUUAUUCUCUGUAUAAAGUAUGUUUAUUUAUUUUUUUUUAUAUUCACUGACUAGAUAAUUGGCAUGUAUUUCAAGAAAUGUUAAAAUGUAUUCAAAACAGUUUUAGAACAUAAUUUACAAAAAUAACCAGUGUGAAUGUAUGAGAGAGUUAGGAAUAAAGAUGGCUCUCCUUCAACAUUUCCAGUCAUCCUUCAUCCUACUUCUUUCAAUAAUUUUGUGUGGUUGAGUUUUAUUAAAGUGGAAAGAUCUGCACAAAUGGGUGAAUGGAAGAGAGAAUAGAAUUUUAGCAUUUACAGCAUGAGUUUGAAGGUUUCACCUAGCAGGUUAUCUGUAUCAUUUGACCACAGAAUUACAAAACUUUGACUAGUUAGUCCUGUCAUUUUAUACUGCUGUCCAUACGUGUUUUCAGUAAGAUGAAAUUCUCAGUUUCUAAGAUAAUAUACAGAUGUUGUGUUGCAGUUUGAUAGUAGUUCAAAAAGACAUACUUUUAGUAACUAGAUAAUUAUGUAGGUUUUAACCAAUUUAGCCUGCCUCCUUUUGUUAUCAAAAUAUAUUGGAAUAAUUCAGUCAGUAAAGAGACUGGGUAUCAGUUCCUGGUAUGGAUAGGAUUUUUUGUCUUUUCCAUCACUUUCAGAUUGAUUCUGGGGCCUACCCAGCCUCUUAUUCAUGGCACUGGGAACUCUGACUACAGGGUAAAGCAACCCAAUUUGAAGCUGAGCACUUAUAGCUAGUGUUAAGGUGAAGAAUAUAUGGAGUUGUCCACUCCCUAUCUUGUUUUAAUAGCAUGGUGCUGAAGCACAGGUGACAUUUUUAUCAUCAAGAUUGAGUAUUCUGACUGUGGUGAGUAUGACAUUUGCAAUUUUCAUGUCCUGCAAAAUCUACCAAUUCAUAUUCAACCAUUUUGUAAUUCCAAAUUACAGCAAAUAAGGUAUUACUCUAUGGAAAAAAACUAAAGCCCUCAUCAGAAGCCAGAAUAUUGUUUACUUUCUUAGAUUUCUCCCAUUCUUCAUUGAGGGUGGAUUACAAAAUGUACGCAGAGGUAUCACAUUUGGCUCUCACGGUUAAUUUGCUCCUUAAUACAUCUUGGUAUUUCACUUUACUAAAUAUAAUACAUUAUACCACUGCAGUGGUAAAUGUUUCAGUCUGGCUAGUAGUAGGCUGGCUUACUACUAAAAUUAUAGGAAUAUAAAACAUGUUUUCUCUUAUUCACUGAAUGGUCUAAUGCUUUGCUUGGAAUCAGGUGUAAGACUAUGCACUGUGUAUGUAGCUUAUACGCCACAGAAUAUCUUCAUGUAUGCCAGACUAGGGAAGCAAGUUGAUUCACUGUUCAGUUAGUGGUCACAAAAUAGUAAUUUCAUACAAGCACUGAUGUGAACAGGAGAGAGAGAACAAUUCUGUUUUACUGCAAGGUCAUGACUGGAUUUUAGACUAGAAUUUGCCACUACCAUUACAGGCCUAUUCUAACAACAGAUUUGUAUUAUUACAGUUUUUCCAAAGAAUAGCAACUUUUUAUCCAGUUCAGCAGCAGUUUAAUUGCACAGUGAUGUUAAACAUAUAUAAAGGACUAAAGGUGAGAAGUAGCUUAAGAAUUUGGGAAGAAACUGAUAUUUUUCCAGGUUUGCAUGCUGUAUGUACCACCUGCAUGCACUGUCAAAGAUGUGUAUGGUGCAAAGCUGAAAAUCUCAGAACAUUAAGUAUACACCUGUAUAUUAUCACCUCUUUAUUUUCUGUCAGUGGUGAAAUUUCUUUCACUGAUAUAAUGGUCUUGUGAAGAUGUAAAUUGUGAUAUUUUCUUUAAAUAUCAUCUGCCACAUUUCUUAGAUAUAAAUUUUCUCGACACCUUCAAUAUGUAUUUAUUUUGUCAGGUCUCCGUAUUCUUAAAACUUUGCAUACCAUGUAGUUUGUUUGUUUAUUUUAUAGUUCUCUGUAUGUGUUUGACACGCAUAAAAGUAAAGCUUGCUUUUGUGCAUA